This is a messenger RNA of Symbiodinium sp. CCMP2456, 5466 nucleotides long. The record is from the annotation of a GenBank genome assembly. Lineage: Eukaryota; Dinophyceae; Suessiales; Symbiodiniaceae.
AUGCUGGCUCGUGAUGAUCCUCAUAUUGAAAAGCUCAUCUCGCAGAUGACGCUUGAAGAGAAAGCAGGUCAGCUCACGAUUUUGGCUGACACAGUCCGGCCCUGCAAUCCGGAUAUCAAUCCGGAGGUCAAUCACCGGCAGGCUCAUGAAAUGGUGGAGCAAAUUCGCAAGAGCCGAGUGGGGUCUCUCUUCAACGGUGUCGGCAUCAAGGAGGGCCGAGAGGCACAACGCCUCGCGGUCGAGGAGACGCGUCUGGGGAUCCCCCUGAUCUUUGGCAGCGAUGUGAUUCAUGGCAUGUGGACGGUCUUUCCCAUCCCACUGGGCGAAGCGGCGAGCUUCGAUCCAGACUUGGCAUUCCAGACCGCGCGCGCGACGGCCUUGGAGACCACGGCCUCCGGCGUUCACUGGACUUUUGCACCCAUGGUUGAUGUCGCCAGGGACCAAAGGUGGGGACGAGUUGCAGAAGGUUCUGGAGAAGAUGUCUUCCUGGGCAAACAGCUGGGAGUUGCACGAGUCAGAGGCUUCCAAGGAAAUGAUCUACGUGCUGAGGACAGUCUGCUGGCAACACCCAAGCACUUCGCUGCUUACGGAGGGGUUUCAGGAGGCAUGGACUACAACUUCGUGGAGAUUUCUGAGGCGACCCUUCGUGAUGUGCAUCUUCCUGCUUUCAAGGCUUGCAUAGAUGCGGGUGCUUUGACGUUGAUGAGUGCCUUCAACGACAUUGCCGGCGUGCCAGCAUCAGGAAACCGGUGGCUAUGUACGCAGGUGUUGCGCAAUGAGUGGGGGUUUAAAGGUUUCAUUGUAUCAGACUACACGGCCGAUGAAGAGCUUAUUUGCCAUGGCUUUGCAGCAGAUGGGCGUGAUGCCGCUCGACUCGCGUUCAAAGCAGGUGUAGACAUGAGUAUGCAGAGCGGCUUGUACGUGCAGCACAUGCAAGAUCUGGUCGCUAAAGGGGAUGUGUCCAUGGAGGAGGUCGAUGAAGGAGUUCGACGCAUUCUGAAGAUCAAGAAAGCCAUUGGCCUCUUCGAGAAUCCGUACAAGUGCUUAGACCCAAAGCUUGAUGAGAAGAUGGAGAAGCUGCGAGCAGCUCACGAGCCGCUGGCCAGAGAGGCUGGCCGCAAGUCAAUAGUUCUCCUCAAGAAUGACUCGAAAGUGCUACCUCUGAAGAAAUCUGGACAGAAGAUAGCCUUGAUUGGGCCUUUUUCGACGGAUACACAGAACCUUCAAGGUUGCUGGACAGUAUACGGUGACAAGAAAAGAGCAGUUCCGCUGGAUGUUGGCAUCCGCAAAGCUUUGUCUAAGGUUGAUGACCUUGAGAUUGUGCAGGGCUGCGACUUUGAGACUGCUUUAGACGGAGGAAUUGAGAAAGCUGUUGCGGCAGCCAAAAGGGCUGAGGUCGUUGUCCUCGCCGUCGGAGAGCCGGAGAAUUUCUCUGGUGAGUCGCAAUCCCGCACGCAGAUCAUCAUCCCGCCAGCGCAGCAGGCUCUGGCCGAAGCAGUGUCAGCAACAGGAACCCCUGUUGUGGCGUUGCUACGGACUGGACGGGCGCUCGCACUCUACGGAGCUGUCCGGGACGCACAAGCGAUUCUGGUCACGUGGUUUCUGGGUACCCAAACUGGACCCGCCAUUGCAGACGUUCUCUUCGGUGACUACAACCCUGCAGGUCAUCUUCCGGUCAGCUUCCCCGCGGACUCCGGGCAGCAGCCCUUGUUUUACAACGCUCCGCGGACUGGACGCCCGCAAGGCGAUGGACCUCGCACUUUCAAAGCGAGUUGGAGGGAAGUGCCGAGCAAAGCCUUGUAUCCGUUUGGCUAUGGCCUGAGCUACACGGAGUUUUCUUUCACCAAGCCAAACCUCAGCACCAACAAGCUGGGCUGGGACCAGGCGCUUCAGGUGACGGCACAGGUGAGCAAUACCGGUGCGUUGGCUGGCGAGAAAGUAGCGCAGCUGUACGUGCACGACUGUGUUGCAAGUCGGGUGCGACCGGUGCGAGAGCUGAAGGGUUUUCAGAAGGUGCUCUUGAAAGCUGGCGAGACAAAGACUCUCACGUUUCAGAUCUCAAGGCACGACCUGGCUUUCCACGGGGCCGAUGGCAAGCUCGUAGCAGAACCUGGCGAGUUCCACGUUUGGAUUUCUGGCUGCUCAGCAUCUGGGGAACACGAGAAGUUUGAUUUGCUCGGGCACGUCUGCAAGCUUGCUCUUUUGAGUGGUGCUGAUGGGCGGCCGCGCACUCUCGAAGGCAAGAAGACGCAGUCAUACUUGGGAAGGGUGGCUGGUGCCACAACUGCGGUUUUGACCGAGGCUUCAAGCCUUCUGCUGGAAGAGAUUUCCGGUUGUCCUGUUGGUGUGCCGGAAGUACCGAAAAGCACCCAGAGGAAAGCCAGCUUCUCGCAGAAGGGUUCAUCGGCAGAGUCGAAGAGCUUCGCAGCCAGUGUGGGUCGCCCGCAGAGUGCUGCGCGAUCCAAGACGUUGCUGCUAAUGGACAGGCCUCUCAAGCGAGAGCGAAGGGGUCGAGCGGGGGAGUUUCGGCAGCGCUUGGAUGUGCUGCUGGCGACCGACUCCAGCGAGAAGGAUCUGGUCCGCAAAGCCUGCCUGAAGCGGGGCGUCAGGCCUGACAGCAUUGCCUCUAAAGUGAGCUUCGACGUGGGAAAGGCAAGAAAAGCCAACAAGGCAAGCGGAGUAAGAGGUACCGUUCGAUGUGGCUGUAUUUGGAGAGGACAGCGUAAGGACGAGAUGCCGUAUCGAAACGACAGCAUGCCCAUAUUUGUCAGCAAAGGAAAGGGAAGCAUCGGCAAUGCACUCUCGCCCUUCAAUGUGAAGGUUCCUGGCAAGAUGAUCAGUUGGGCGACAGAGGAUGGUAAGCAGGGAGGGAAGCCACUGCCCAUUGACCGGCCCCUGGAACUCGUUUGGCAGGCAGCCAAAGUCGCCGAAGGAGAGGACUGGCCCUCCUACUUUGCGCGGCGCGCAAAAAUCUAUAAGAAAGGAAAGCCUCAGAGACGCUAUUUGGAUCGGGAUGCAAAGAUCGCAGGCUCUUGCCUCGGCCUUCCUGAAACUGUUCCUUACGUGCCUUCUAGAGCCUUCUAUUGCACCGCCUAUGAAAGAGCCCUCUCCAGCCUGGAAGAGUUCCAGCUCCUGGAAGACCUGGUUGCUGAAGGUUUCAACCUGAUGCUCCUCGGCCCGGAUGGGUUCCCCAUGUGCGAAGAGAGAGGUGCCGUCGCGAAGGCAUACAAAGAUGGCUCUCGGUCGUUUGGACAUGAGCGAGUCUUGGUCGCCAUGCUGCGGCAAGAGCUUUAUGACCGCUUCGAUGGGGACCUCAGCAAGCUUCCCGCCUUGCUGCAGCUGCUGGAAGACAGGUGGGAGUUCCCUGCCAGGGUGUUUCCACUCCUAUGGACGCACAUACGACGGGCCUCUGGCCGUGCUGAAGAUCAUAGCAAGCCACUAAGCAAAGACGACUGGGAGAGCGAUGUUGCAGAGAAGAAGGCUGCUAUGAAGAAGCUGUACAUGUCAGCGUUCCUAAGCGUGGCACAGACAGUCAUCACCAUUCAGUCGGAGCCACUGCUCGUCAAGGAGCUCGCGGGUGGCGACAUUGGGCUCACUGCGAAGCUGCUUGCCAACACGCAAGGCUUCGUUGGUGUGCUGGGCAUCAUUGUCAACCAGACUGGUGGCAAAUUCUCCGAUGCUCUGGGAAGAAAGCAAUUUCUCGCACUGGGGCCUCUGGCAAACAUUCUGUUCGGCUUGAUGAUAUUUCGAAACUCCCAGAGGCUCAGGGUAGUCUUGCCAGUGCGGGUUCUAAGAGCAAUCCUGACGACAUUCUCGAGCACGGUGAUGCUCACAGCGGCCCUGUCAGACGUGGCCCAGGGCGCCGAGCUGGGCGCUGCCUUGAGCAAGAUGGGGGCUGCUGUCGGUGCGGGCAUAGUUAUUACGCCGUUUGUGGAGGCUCUCUUCUUGCAAAGAUCCAAAAGCCCGCGAACGGCGUACUUGGUGUUGUCGGCACUGGGAUGCGUGCAUGCGGCAUUCGUGGGGUUGUCGGUGCCGGAAACACUUCGACGCGCACAGAGGAAGACCCUGGCAUCUGCCAUGCAGCUGUCUUCUAUCAAUCCGUUUGGCUUCUUGAACAUCUUCCGAAGGGGAUCUGUGGGCCUGCAGAAGAUGAUCUGUAUUCAAACCUUGCAGAUGUUCUUAGAAGGGAAGAACUUGAGCGACCUGGUGGAGCUCUGGAAAAGGGAACAUCUCAAGUGGACCGUGGAGGGAAGCCGCAACUUUGUGAUGAUCUAUGGCACGCUUAGCAUCCUUUCGGGUAUCUAUGUGACUCCUUACUUCCUCAAAAACCUCAGUGCCCGCGGCUUCACAUCUGCAACGAAUCUGCUGAAUCUUUUGGGAUUCCUGCUACGUGGUGCCAAAGAGCAAUCCUGGAUCUUCCUGCUGGCGAUCAUUCCGAUGCUUCCAGGCGUCAACGGCGCUAGUGCCACCGCCCUGAAGUCCAUCAGUGCCGACCUGGCCACGUCUGAAGGCUUCGGCAAAGGUGAGUUCUCCGCCUGGACCAACAACCUGCGUGCCUUGGCUGGCGCGGUUGCAACAGUGUUCUAUGGGAAUUACUAUUCCUGGUGCAAGCGGACCGGAACUCCCGCGGGGACCACCUUUGCCCUUGCCGGUCUCGUCGGAGCAGCGCUCCCAGAGCUCCUGCUGCGUCUGACGAGGGACAGCGAAAUCCAGAGAUCGAAGCAAGCUGCAGCUUUCGACAACUGGCUGCAAGCGCUGAGAACGCGGUGUGGCUACUCCAAGAUAGCCAACAUUGGUGGUGGACUGGACAAGAAGCCAGUUGCGGAUAAGUCCCACUCGUCGUUCGGGAAGCCCAAAGGGCACUACUGUGAUGAUCCAGGAAACUUUUUGAAAAAGAGCGAGAAGACCGGGGGCAAGGUACUCUCCUUGAAAGAAAUGAAGAAAGAGCAUCCUGAAGCCUUGCUUCCGACGCAGCUGAAAGAGCAAACGCGUGGAGGAGUUCCAAAAGCCUCCGAACAGCCAGUGAUGAAUCUGGUGACCAGCAAGAACUUCGUCGUAGCGAAUGCCGUGGAGGUGAUCCUGGCAGCUCCGAAGAAGGUGCCAGAGGGCACGAAGGAUUAUCUCAAGAAAGAGGAUUAUGGAAAGGUGCCGAAGUACUUGCAGAACAUCAAACAGGACAUCGAGGCAGAGUAUCAAUACAUCAGGGCCCUGCAAGAGCAGCAGGAGCAGGCAGAGGCUGAGCGAGUUCGGCCCAUGACAGAGGACGAGCGCCAAAGCCUUCUGGAGGGACUGAAAGCCAAGUGGGAGCAGGUGAACACAGCAUAUCAAGGCGGUACGCACGUGACCAACUUGGAUACGAUGGGUAAGCUGAAGCGGAAGGAGAAACACGAGGCUGAACUGUCCCAGCUCGAAAAGGACAUUGAAAAGCUCAGCAAGAGGAGCAUCCACAUCAAUUCAGAAGCCUGA